Protopolystoma xenopodis is the source of this 849-nucleotide messenger RNA. Lineage: Eukaryota; Metazoa; Platyhelminthes; Monogenea; Polystomatidea; Polystomatidae. The record is from the annotation of a GenBank genome assembly.
AUGUCCACUUUCGGCUCUACAGACAAUCUUGAGUCCGUCUGUCCUGUUUUUGCCUUUGUUGUCUGCUUGGUGCUGAGACCAAAGUUACAGAGGCACAAUCAUCCAGUGAGUGUCUUCCUGGAAGGCGCUCAAGCAGAAGACACUUCCUUGCCUCUUCUUCAAGUUAAAGUAGUUAUCUUCUCAAAUGACAGUUCACUGAGUUGCUGGACCCAUGGCCAGAACCCCAUGUCCCUCUGCCGGCCCAAGCCUGCAGUAACUUCCUUUCAGACAAUAGGCACAGGCAAUCAUCUUCGUAAGAGUCACGUAGCGACGAGUCCCCGAAAACGGUUGCUUCGGUUGCCUCUUAUGACGGCCAGCACUAUCCUCUGGAUAGAACUUGUCGUCAAGAUAUGUAGGCCUCAGAAUGUCGGUGAAUUUUACAAUAUUUACGACUCGGUACCGAACUUCGCUAAAGUUACAGUCCCCUCCAGCUGGGAUGAGAUGGACGCCGACCGAAUUCUUAUUACUCAGCUUACUUCCACUUCCACUUUGAGUGAAAGUGUUUGGUUAAGAGAUUCGAAGCUCGGUUCCACCAGAAAACGACGGCGCAUUCCUCUUGACCAGCUGUCGAUUGGCUUUACUGGAACAUUCAUGCUGACCCUGUUUCCAUGGAAACCUCCUUCGAUUCUGUCGUCUUUUUCCACCCCCGAGUUGGGGGGACAACAUGACCUGAAACGGGACAGACGAAUUGUUAGGCCAAGGGCUGCCUGUACCUGCUCAGAGGCGGCUAGGACGACGCAAAGGACUGUACCUCGGCGCAUCCGAAACUGCGUUUUUCGUAGAGGAAAGAUCCUCUUCUUUGACUGCUAA